This is a messenger RNA of Mitosporidium daphniae, 1365 nucleotides long. Its product is annotated as histone acetyltransferase htatip. Bases 1 to 1365 code for a protein of 454 amino acids. NCBI's taxonomy places the organism in Eukaryota, Fungi, Microsporidia. The record is from RefSeq and is a predicted model, not a curated record. Gene Ontology annotation, biological process: regulation of DNA-templated transcription. Gene Ontology annotation, molecular function: histone acetyltransferase activity. The transcript has a single exon.
AUGAAAAGGGCCUCGUCUCCUUUACCGUUUCCCAAUCCAAGUUCCUCUUCCCCACCGUCCACAAUAUCAGUCGGUGCACGGCUGUAUGUAAAGAAGGAAGUAGACGGUAUAUCGCAAUUCUACAAGGCAGAAGUCUUGGGAGUUCGCCAAGCUACUGCUAAAAAGCCACUUCAAUAUUACGUUCAUUAUGAUGAUUUUAAUAAACGGCUCGAUGAAUGGGUAGAUGUUUCUCGCAUUGAUAUCACAACAGAUGUUUCUCUUACAAAACACCCAUCGACAAGUUAUGAAUCAGUAGGGUCAAUGGCACCAUCCACACAUGCCGAUGAGAGCGUUGCUGACUACAGGACUGCAAUGGAAGGGCUCCGUCACAGGGGAUCAAUGACGACAAGAAGUGAAGAGCUAUCUCGUAUGAAAAACAUUGAUAUGAUUUUUUUUGGCAAAUACAAAGUCUCCACGUGGUAUUUUUCGCCCUAUCCUUUUGAGCUAAUCAGGCCCAGUGUUUCGGAUGAUUCUUCAUCGCCAGUCAUUUUAUACGUAUGCGAAUGCUGUCUUGCUCCCUUUUAUGAUAUUACUGCUUUGACAAGGCAUAGGAACUCGGAAGCGCCUGGAUUUUGUCCAGUACUCGUUCCUCCAGGAAGAGAAAUCUAUCGAUCAUCGCCCAUGUCGUCAGAAGCUUCGUCAAUAUAUGCUUUGGGUCUUUUUGAGGUUGACGGGAGACGACAGAAAACUUACUGUCGUAAUUUGUCUCUUCUUGCCAAAUUAUUUCUUGAUCACAAGACACUGUAUUAUGAUGUGGAUCCAUUUCUUUUUUACAUCCUUGUUGCCUAUGAUGCUCAUGGAGCACAUCUUGUUGGCUACUUUUCCAAGGAAAAAAUCUCGCCCGAUAAUUAUAAUGUCGCUUGUAUUCUUACCCUUCCGCAGCAUCAAAGAAAGGGAUAUGGAAAGGCAUUGAUUGCUCUCUCCUAUGAAUUAUCCAAGCGAGAGGGUCGAGCUGGAUCGCCUGAAAAACCGCUUUCCGAUCUGGGCCUUCUUUCAUAUCGAUCAUACUGGGCCGAAACUAUCUUAAGGAUCCUAAUCCCAUUAGCAUCGAACAAUAGCCGUAUUAUUAUGGCUCCGCACUCUGAAUUUUAUUCAGAUGCUCUUCAUCCUCGAAUUUCUCUACAGGCUCUCUCCUCAAUGACCAGUAUCACAUGCGAAGAUAUUUUGCAUACCCUUCAGGCAUUGGAUAUUCUCAAAUAUUAUAAGGGCGCUCAUACAAUUCUUCUUUCAUCGAGAAUCAUCGCUGAACAUGAAAAGAAUAUCAUGAAGCCAUCUAUUUUCAUCGAUCCUGCUCAACUUGACUGGAAUUGCCCUCCCCCGAUGUAG